Messenger RNA from Portunus trituberculatus (swimming crab), 4805 nucleotides. RefSeq names its product cyclic nucleotide-gated cation channel beta-1-like (gene CngB). Gene Ontology annotation, molecular function: cGMP binding; intracellularly cAMP-activated cation channel activity; intracellularly cGMP-activated cation channel activity. Gene Ontology annotation, cellular component: intracellular cyclic nucleotide activated cation channel complex; plasma membrane. The record is from RefSeq and is a predicted model, not a curated record. Gene Ontology annotation, biological process: monoatomic cation transmembrane transport. The transcript has 20 exons. NCBI's taxonomy places the organism in Eukaryota, Metazoa, Arthropoda, Malacostraca, Decapoda, Portunidae. Bases 189 to 4073 code for a protein of 1294 amino acids.
GAGAGAGGAGGAUCCGAGGACGGGGCGAGCCACGAGAAAAGGUAGUGAAAGGCUGGUGGUGAAGGAUGUAGUCGAGGAUGAUCUGAAGGAAUUAUAGAUCUAGGGAUGAUACGCGUGAGGUGACUCUUGAUCUGCUUCCAUGUUGUAAGGUAAGAGUGAGCUACCUCGAGUACUACGAGUUGGGUGGGAUGGCCUUCCCAAUGCUGCAAGUGACAUCCCUUGGGGGAGAGCGUGGCCUGGAGGAAGCAGAGGAGGGUCGCAGUGGGGCGGCUGGCUUGCCGCCUGUGACCGGGGACACGCCCGCUGUGCCUCGCGUUGUGUACUUGAUCGGAGAGGCGGCCAAACGUUCACGUUCAGCCGGAGUGCUUGGCUGUGGCCGCGUGGCUCCCUUCACGCAAGUGGCAUCCUCGUCCCGUCCCAGUUCAGGCCAGCGUCCACGCCCACGCUCCAGCCCACGUCUAGGUCACCGCUAUGCUCGUGUCACUCCGUAUCCUGCCGAGGGACAAAGCAGACCUGAGGUCAGCCACGCGGGGCAGGUGACAGAGGGUGGCACGUCGCUGCUACCGAGGCUGAGACGCCACGACCUGACCGCUUGUUUGAGAGGGGAAGAGGACGCCCUCUCUUCGUCCGGCCCCCGCCCCUCAUCGCCUCCCGUCAUGUGCUCCCCGUGCGCGGGGAAAGGACACCAGUGGUCAGGGAGGUACUCAGUGCCCACCAUCAGCAUAGGCCCUCACUCCUCCUCUUCCUCCUCCACGUCCUCCACCUCACACCAUGCCAAGGGCUCCUCACAUGAUGAGGAAUGCACUGACAUCAUCAAUCUGGAAAACAACAAGUAUGUGACGGAGAGAAUCCACAACCUGGUGUCAGCCUUCAGCCAGCGAGCCAGCCGGGUCAAGGCACACAUUACACAGCCACUGACACCUUCCACAGACCUUUCGGAAGGAGCGGAUGACGGCCAGAACAAGGCCGGGGAGACUCGUCAGCCCUUGGACUCCCUGGAUGAUGAAGGGUCUGCCACUAAGGGAUCAUCAGAACCUGUGCCGGUGGGUCUUGGGGGCCGGCAGGCAUGGCUGUGUCGACACCUUCACCUCCUCUCUUCCAUCCUGGCUUUCCCGCAAGCACUAGAACCUCAGAGCCGCCUGUACAUCUGCUGGCUGCUGGUGGUGUCUAUUUCCUAUGUGUACAACGCCUGUGUCAUCCCACUGCGCUCUGUCUUCACUCACUACCAGACAGAGGACAACUUGGCAUGGUGGCUGACUGCUGACUGCCUGGCUGACCUUAUCUAUAUUGGGGACAUUGUGGUCUUCAAGUCUCGGGUCAUGUACCUGGAUAACGGUUUCUGGAUCAGCUCUUCGUCUCUCAUGCGGCGUCAUUACCUCAAGACUGUCAAGUUUCGGUAUGAUCUGGUGUCAUUGCUGCCGCUGGAACUGCUGUACUUCAAGUUUGGCCCCAUUUCUGUCUUCAGGCUGCCCCGGCUAUUCAAAAUCCACACGUUUUGGGAGUUUUUCAACCGCCUGGACUCAGUGCUUUCAUCACCACAUGCCGUGAGAGUGAUACGAACAGUGCUGUACAUGCUCUUCCUCAUCCACCUCAACACUUGCGCCUACUAUGGCUUCUCCAAGUAUGAGGGAAUCGGCUCCAACCUGUGGGUGUUCCAGGGAGAUGGCAAUGCGUACAUCCGCUGCUUCUAUUUUGCCACCAAGACUGCCACCAGCAUCGGCAAGAACCCUAAGCCGGAGAACAAGGAAGAGUAUUUGUUCAUGACGUGCUCUUGGCUUAUGGGCGUGUUUGUUUUCGCUCUCCUCAUUGGUCAGAUCCGUGACAUCGUGGCCACAGCAACGAGGAACCAGAAUGAGUACAGGAGAGUGAUGGACCACACUCAGGCUUACCUCCACCGUCUCAACCUGCCCGCCUCACUCCAAGAACGUGUGCGUCUCUGGUUUGCUUACACUUGGCAGAGUCAAAAAACCCUCAACGAGAUGAAAUGGCUUGAGUCGCUGCCAAAGAAGAUGCGGACAGACAUUGCCAUCAACGUGCACAUCCAGACCCUAUCCAAGGUGCAGCUGUUCCAGGACUGUGACAAGGCACUGCUGAGGGACCUUGUGCUAAAGCUGCAGCCUGUCCUCUACCUGCCAGGAGACUUUGUGUGCAAGAAGGGUGAGGUGGGGAAGGAGAUGUACAUUGUGCAGUCAGGUCAGGUGCUGGUAAUGGGAGGAGACAAGGUUCUUGCCACACUUGGGGAAGGCAGCGUCUUUGGGGAGAUCUCACUUCUGGCUCUGGCUGGUGGGAACAGGAGGACAGCAAAUGUGAGGUCUCGAGGGUUCAGCAGUCUGUUUGUGCUGAGCAAGGCUGAUCUUCAGGCAACCAUCAAGGAUUAUCCUGAAGCACAAGAGAUACUCAAGAAAAAGGCAAAGAAGCUGAUUAAACAAAAUGAGGAGAGGGAGCGGCAGGAACCAACAGCUGAUGACAACGUGAUCAUCAAGUCCAGAGAGGCCACACCCAAGCUGCUUCACACUGUCCUGCAGGUGGUCCGACCAGACUCCUUCACAGCGAGUGUCAUCAGGAGGUCCUCUCGGUCAGUGUCCCAAAGCUCUCUGCCAUCCCCCUGCCUUUGGACCUCCUCUCAGGCCUCCCCCUACACCUCAGCCUCAUCUUCCACCUCCCAUAGAAGGUCCAGUAGGAGAUACUCUUCAGAACGUAGAAGGUCGUCUCUUGAAGUGCCAACAGUUACAGGAGGUCACCCAGUCGCCAAAUUGAGUUUGUCUGAGAGUCUGCAAGAGGAAGAGGAAGAGGAGGAGUUUGUGAUAGUGGAAACAUGCAAGGAACCAACCAGUCCUGCCUCUUCCUGCCACAGCCACCACACCACCAUCACCCUCCACCACUCCUCUCACCCCUCCAGCCCUGUCCUGCAGCCCGCCUCACCCUGCACCUCCACCUCAUCCCACGAAGAGGUGUUUGUGCUUGAGUCUGCCCCUGAGAAGCCACUAAAAAGUCAGAGCCAUGAUGGGACUCUGAAGGAGGCUGAUAACUCUACCUCAAAACUGUCAUAUCUUGAUGCUGGCCAGAUCCAUAAGUCUAUCAGCCCAUCACAGCAACAGGAGGAAGAUUUGAUACAGCUUUCACCAGUUAAGGAAAGCCAGGCAGCCAGGAAAGACUCUAUUGAACCAGACCAAGCCACUAAGAGUUCACAAGCCUCUGAGUGUGCUGCUAGUAAGGUCUGUCUUUCAAGCCAGGAGAGGAGCAGGUUCACAGAGGCAGAAAACAUUGAGUUAGCAAAUGGAUUCACCUCUGCUCCCUCAUCAGCCAAUCAUAAUAGAGAAAAUAGUGUAAGAAAACAGUCAUUCAGCUCAGGAUCUCUAAUGAGCCGCCAAACUGCCACAAGAUCUCUUUCAAGCAGCAGUAGCAGCAGUCACUGGAGGGAAAGAACAAGCAGCAGUACCAUUAACACCACUAACAGCAGCAAGAACGUGACAUCUCAGCCGAACAGCGCAGCAAGGGACUCUGGGAAAGAAACAAGCCACACACAGACACCUGACAUCAGCUUGUCAUUUCCGGCACCUGCACAAGAUGGUGACUCUAGCUCCAUCUCCUCGUUCUGGGAUCAGUCCACCCAUAGCAGGAGUUGUAAGCUGCAGGUGGAAACACUGGUUGCCAACACAGAGCUCCUUGCUGAGGCCAUCCAGUCUUCCCCCAGGAGUGCUGCCAACACUGAGGACCUGCUUGCCAAGUUUGGUCUGAACCACAGUGCCAGGGAGGGAAGUGCCCUGGGCUGCCCCUCACCCAGGGACUCCAGCACUUCACCUCUCUCCUAUGAACUCUUCCUCACUGAGCUCUCCAAGACCAUGCCCAACGUUCGUGACCAGGUCCCUAUUCUCUCCAGUUCCUCACUUUCCUUGAGCUCGGCCUCUUCAGCUUGGCAGCAACCCAUCUUGCCCUCGCCUCCUGCUCCCUCCCAGGUGGUGUCCCCUCCCACCUCCCUGUCUCCUUACCAGAUCUCCUGCUCGGCCAUUGUCCACAGGGAAUGUAUAUCGCCGGACACUUCUCCUUUUGAUGCACAGGAGUCUAAACUCUAACUGAAUUAUGUUAUUACUGAGAUCAAUGCAUUCCAAACUUCUAGAUCUCUUUCCUUAGGUGAGUUUUACUGAUUUUGUUUACCUUGAACUAUAAUUUUGAGUAUUUCUCUUUGUGAUGGCCAUAAGUCUAAAGUAAAUUGUGUUAGGAAACUGGAUACAGAUACUGUAUUCAAAUUGUGUUAUUAUUGAGAUUUAUGCAUUUCAAAUCCUCUUAGUGUAGCUUUGAUAUGGUCUUGUUUAUCUUGGAGUCAUGAAACAUGUCUGUUUGAUGCCUAGGAAUCUACAUUCUGAUUAUUCCACUUAUGUUACUUGGAGUCAUGUUAUUAUUUAGAUAUUUAGUGUUUGUAAUAGGAAAGAUAUAACCAGUCAUUUCAAUAUACUGAUACACAAUGUUUGUAUGAGGAAGGAUAUUUCUGUUUGUUGUGUCAUUCAGUUGAUUUGCUCUGUGUGUGUAGAUGGGUAACCUUAGUUGUGUAAAAGUACCUUACCUCUUUUGUUGUGAUCAUUAGAGUGAUGUUUGAUUGAUAAUUACGGGUUUAAUGCACAGACAGAUUUUUAAUACAGCUUAAGAUAUCUGCAGCAUUAGUUCAUUGUGAUAAUAAUUUAUCUUUAUACCAGGCUGACAAUCCUACACAGAGUAACCCUGACAAAGCAAAACACACACACACACACACACACACACACACACACACACACACACACACACACACACACACACACACACACACACAC